Eptesicus fuscus (big brown bat) is the source of this 4610-nucleotide messenger RNA. It is a transcript of the gene REXO1, whose product is annotated as RNA exonuclease 1 homolog. The record is from RefSeq and is a predicted model, not a curated record. Bases 111 to 3806 code for a protein of 1231 amino acids. Gene Ontology annotation, molecular function: nucleic acid binding; exonuclease activity. Lineage: Eukaryota; Metazoa; Chordata; Mammalia; Chiroptera; Vespertilionidae. The transcript has 16 exons. Gene Ontology annotation, cellular component: nucleus.
AAGAUGGCGGCGUCGGGGUCUGUGAAGCGCGGGCGGAGGCGACCGCGACGCCAGUGAGGGGCCCGGGGACGUGGGCGGCUCCGGGCUGGGGCCUCCCCACGGGACGGACCAUGCUACGCUCCACCGGCUUCUUCCGGGCCAUCGACUGUCCCUAUUGGUCUGGGGCGCCCGGGGGUCCUUGCCGGCGGCCCUACUGCCACUUCCGGCACCGCGGGGCCCGGGGCCCGGGCGCUCCCGGCGGCGGCGGAGCGGCGCCCUCCGCAGCAGGGCUUGGUUAUGACCCGUACAACCCUGAGCUGCCCAAGCUCCCGGCACAGAGAGAAAAUGGCAUCCUGGGCAGAGGGGACGAGCCCCACUCAGACAUCCUGGAGCUGGAGCUGGUCAACCAGGCCAUCGAGGCCGUGCGCUCUGAGGUGGAGAUAGAGCAGCGGCGGUACCAGGAGCUCCUGGAGACAGCCCGCGAGCACGUCUCUGCUGAGGUCCCAACCCUGGCACCCCAUGGCCCUGCCACCAGCUUGGAUGAGGAUGCCUUCCCACUGUCCUUUGAUUACAACCCUGGUGGCCGAAGCCUGUUAAGCCCCAAUGCUAGCUACCAGCCCACCCCACUGGCCGCUCCUACUGAGCUGGGCAGCAAGUACUUGCUGGCUUCUCUGGACCCUGCUCAGGGCCGUGGCGGAGGGGGCAGUGGUGCUCUGGAGUACGUCCCCAAGGCCGUGAGCCAGCCCAGACGGUACAGCCGCCCAGUCUCCAGCAGCAAGUAUGUGGUGGAUGACUCCAAGCCGUCCACUGACCUGGAGUAUGACCCACUGUCCAACUUCUCCGCUCGGCUGCUCAGCAGGGCCAGCUCCAAGGAUAGCCGGGCCCCUAAACGACCCCGGGGCUCCCGUGCCAACAGUGAGCCCUACACACCCGCCCUCAAGAAGCCCUGCGACCCCUUUGGUGGCUGCGAUGCCAGAUUCUCUGACUCAGAUGAUGAUACUACUGUAGCUCCGGGGGACAGGCCUGCCACUGCCACCCCCCUGAGGGCCCAGGCAGGAGCUGAGAGCAAGGGUCCUGGCAAGCCAGGCUCCAGGGAGGGCCAGGAGCCCGAGGAGGGCGGCCUUCGGGAGACCAAGGAGAUAGCUGUGCAGUAUGAUGUGGGGGACCUUGGGCAGCCUCCCAAGGACCCUAAGGGGGCAUGCCUGGCCAAGCCUGUCUCCUCCCCAGCCAGGGCCUCGAAAGAAUGCAGCAGCCACAAGAAGGGAAGAUCCAAGAAGAGGAAAAGUGGGGUGCCACCGGCCCCUGGCCCCAGGGAUGGUGUUCAGAAAACAGACAGGAGUAAGGAUGGAGAGCACAAGAGGCCAGCUGUGAAGCCCUGUGUGGACAAGAGGGUCUCACAGGCCAGCAUCCCCCAGCGCAGGGCAGAGAGGCCCCAAGGGACCAAGAAAAAGCCAUCUCUGGCCACCUCAGUGGUCAGCUCAGGGAAAGGCCGGACUGACCAGCUUCGGCUGCAGCCAAGCCCCAGCCCCACUGGCGGGGAUGCCUCCCAGCUGCCAGACAGGACGGGGGGGAAAACCCCAUCUGGGAAGCUGGUGGAGCGGAAGGCCCACUCGCUGGAUGAGGGCACCUCCCAGGCUCCCAAGCUACAGAGGCGGACCCUGAGCCAUGCAGACCUCUUUGGGGAUGAGAGUGAGGAUGAGGACCCAGGGCCCACGGCACCUGGACCGUGUCCCUCUGCCCUCCCCAACCUCAGCUCCAGCUCGGACUCGGACUCGGACUCGGACUCUAGCCUGGGCCUCUCAGCCACGCGGGGGCCGCACAAGCGCCUCAAGGCCUCCCCUCACCCCUCGCCUUGCCCAGCCUCCCUCUUGUUCUCAUCAUCCUCCUCCACAUCCUCCUCCUCCACAUCCUCUUCCUCCUCCUCCUCUUCCUCCUUGGGGGCAGGCAAAGAUGUGGAUUACUCUGCCCUGGAGAAGGAGGUCGACUUUGACUCUGACCCCAUGGAGGAGUGCCUGCGCAUUUUCAACGAAUCCACCUGUGUCAAGAUGGAGGACAGGGGCCGGAAGGCUCGGCAGCCCCCCAAAGAAGAGAAGGUGGAGGACAAGGAACAAUUGGGUCUGACCACUCUGUUCCCUGGGCAGAAGAGGAGGAUCUCUCAUCUCACCAAGCAAGGCAAGGAGUCAGAGCCCGUGAGGAGAGGCCUGGCCCCCCCCACCCGGUUCCCCACCGCCCAGGAAGUAUGUUACCGGCGAGCUCAGCAGGCUCAGAAGGAGUCAGCCAGCUGGCUCCAGGCUGCCCAGCAGCCGGCCGAGAAGCCGACCUCCAUCCACAUCUCAGUUCCCGGAGAGAAGAGGAGGAUUGCCCACGUCCCCAACCCCUGCCUGGCUGCAGCCUCCACAGGUACCAAGAGGACCCUCCCGGCCAGCAGCAGCCAGCCUCCCAAUGGCCUCGAGCUGGGCAGCCAGCUCCUAAAGACGCGCACGCUGUCAGGCAUGGCGUCCAAGACCACCAGCACCGUUACCCCCAAGCGCGUGGCACACAGCCCAUCUUUACAGAGUUUAAAGAAGCCUAUUAUCCCGAAAGAGUUUGGGGGCAAAGUCCCCACCGUCAUCCGCCAACGAUACCUCAACCUGUUCAUUGAGGAGUGUCUCAAGUUCUGCUCCUCCAACCAGGAAGCCAUAGAGAAGGCGCUGAAUGAGGAGAAGGUGGCCUACGACCGAAGCCCCAGCAAGAACAUUUACCUGAAUGUUGCUGUGAACACCCUCAAGAAGCUGCGGGGCCUGGUCCCCAGCACUGUGCCUGGUCUUAGCAAAACUAGUGGCCGGAGGGUUGUGUCCCAUGAGGCGGUGCUGGGGGGCAAGUUGGCUGCCAAGACCAGCUUCUCACUCAACCGCCCGAGCAGCCCCCGUGUGGAGGAUCUGAAAGGGGCUGCCCUGUACGACCGCCUCAAAGAGUACCUGCUCACCGAGGACCAGCUUAAGGAGAACGGCUACCCCUUCCCACACCCCAAGCGGCCGGGGGGCGCUGUCAUCUUCACUGCUGAGGAGAAGCUGCCCAAAGACUCCUCCUGCAGGGUCUGCUGUCGCUGUGGCACUGAGUACCUCGUGUCCCCUUCGGGCCGCUGUGUGCGUGAUGAAGAAUGUUACUACCAUUGGGGGCGGCUCCGCCGGAAUCGAGUGGCUGGAGGCUGGGAGACUCAGUACAUGUGCUGCUCGGCCGCCAUCGGCUCCACUGGCUGCCAGGUUGCCAAGCAACACGUGCAGGACGGCCGCAAGGAAAACCUUGAGGGGUUCAUGAAGACCUUUGAUAAAGAGCUUCCAGAAGAUGCUCACCCCGGAAUCUAUGCCCUUGACUGUGAAAUGUCCUAUACCACGUAUGGCCUGGAGCUGACACGGGUCACAGUGGUGGACACCGACAUGCAGGUUGUUUACGACACCUUCGUCAAGCCGGACAAUGAGAUUGUGGACUAUAACACAAGGUUUUCGGGAGUGACUGAGGCUGACCUUGCGGACACAAGUAUCUCGCUCCGGGAUGUCCAGGCCGUCUUGCUGAGUAUGUUCAAUGCUGAUACCAUCCUCAUCGGACACAGCCUGGAGAGCGACCUGCUGGCCUUGAAGGUCAUCCACAGCACCGUGGUGGACACGUCUGUGCUCUUCCCGCACCGCCUGGGCCUCCCCUACAAGCGCUCCCUUCGGAAUCUCAUGGCCGACUACCUCAGACAGAUCAUUCAGGACAAUGUGGAUGGGCACAGCUCCAGCGAGGAUGCCAGCGCCUGCAUGCACCUGGUGAUCUGGAAGAUUCGAGAAGAUGCCAAGACCAAGCGGUGACUGCCGCCCGCCCCCGCCCGCCCUCCUGCUCCUGCCUCCCACUGCCCCUGGCACACCCUCUAGCCCCAGGCCUCUUCCAAACAGUGCAAUAAAUCUCGAGAGCUAACCCUGUCCACGUCACCAAGAUGCGAAAGAGGAGAGCACAGGAGGAGCCACGUGGCACCCAGACCCAGCUCGGACCUACCUAGAGCCCAGGCCCUGUGUAGCCCCUUGUGCCUGCCCUGCGUCUGCCCAGAUUGCUCUUUUCUGGAGCCUGCUGCUGCUGACAGUGGAGGCUGGACCACCCACCGGGCCCUGCUUGUGUCCCUAGCAGUGACCCUGUAGGCUGACCACUUGUUCCUCCCCCCUCACCUGCCGGAGUGUCCAGUGGGCCAGGCAGUCUUGUCAUGGGUUUGUUUGGACAGGGGUUGUCUUUUUUUAUUUUGUAUGUUAUUUUUAUUAUUUUUAAUUUAAACCUGAUGACUUGCAAAGUUGUCUUCCCCCCACCUGGAGGAGCAAGACCCUGGUGCUGCUUUCCUUCCUGGGGGAUGGGAGUGGGGUAGGGGGAGCAAUCAACUGGUGCUGCCACAGCCACCAGGACCCCAGAGUCCAGCCUAGCCUGGGCCUGGUUGGGUGGGAAUUGGUCCCCCUCAACCCACCGGGACUCCCUGACCUCCAGGAACUGAGCCAGCCCCCAGGGCUCUGGCAUCUGAACACUUCCCAUCCGAGUCCCGCCUCUCUGGGAGCUGGCUGUCAAAGCCCACAGCCCCCUCCCCAAUGCCCAACCCCCAGGCAGGGACAGAAUAAAUGUUUGUAUGAAUUUUA